Oldenlandia corymbosa var. corymbosa is the source of this 5362-nucleotide messenger RNA. The record is from the annotation of a GenBank genome assembly. NCBI's taxonomy places the organism in Eukaryota, Viridiplantae, Streptophyta, Magnoliopsida, Gentianales, Rubiaceae.
AGCUUAUAACACCGUUUGCGCCUUUACGGUGUUGUACAGCCAUCGUCUCCGUUUGUUAGGGUUUCUGUAGUGGAAAUUUGAAAUUCAAUUGAGUUUGAAUAAUCGAAAAUUUUAGCUAUUAGCUUAACGAAUUCUAUUAUCCUGAAGUUCAAUUUCUCCUAAUGGGGAGAAGGAAAGAGCGUAGGAUCGCGGCUAUCGCCGCCGGUCGGAGAGUAAAGCUCGAUCUUUUUGCGGAACCCUCUGGAGAUGUGGGUAGCUCCUCUACCAAAGAGGACGUUGGAGGGGCUGUUGAUGCACAAAAUCAAGCCGGGUUACCCAGUUCACCAUCAUCUUCAGGUGGGUUCCGUCAGUUUUCCUCAAAAGGACUGAUCUUUGUAGAGAAGGAAUGAUGUUGACCGCAUUAUUUUGGUGGAAAUUUAUUAAUAAAUUUUCAAAGUGCAAGACUAUUGUUUGUACCUCGAAAGAUUUUUGUUCUCAGACUGUAGAAUGGCUGUGGUAUUGGGACAUUCAUUUGGUCAUCCGAUUACGUCAGGCCCUCCCCUGCCACCCUGAAUUAUUGAAUAUUCUUUCGAGUUUUUGACCUUUUAUGUCCGUUUCUGGUGGCAUCUUGGCAACUGAAGAAGUUCCACAAGGAUAUAUUACCUCCCUCGGUUCGUAUGACUCUGGCUUUUGCACUUUAUUCCCAGCUGACAAGUUUCCUAUGUUUGUACAGGUAAACAACCCGAGAAUCCUUUAGUUUUGCUGGGCCAAUACAGUGAUGAUGAGCUGGAUGACGGAUCAAGUGGAGAAGAGAAACGGGUGAUACCUGAAGAUUCCCUUGUUUUGCCUGAUGAUAGCCAGGUGAUUUCCUUGCACCUUUGCAUCUUGCCACUUUUGGCGGACUCUUUUUUCCUGUUCUGUUUGCCAAGUGAUUUCCUUCAUAGUUCAUCGAACCAACUUUCAUGGAUAAAUAGGAAACUUGGCUGUCAAAUGAAGUUGUUCUGUAUAGUAGUUGCAGCCAUUGCUUUUAUGGAGUACUAACUGUUCUUGUCAAUUGUUUUUCCUUUCUACCUUGCAUAUUUGGUAUUGGACAUCUAUUUCUUUGUUUGAACCUUGGAAUGCACUGAUUUUUUUGUCUCUUCUCUUAGUCAGAUAGUAAUUUUAUGAUACGAUACCUUGCUGAGUGGGUUCCUUACAAUCAUACUAUAGAUUGUUGUGGUCCAGUAGAUGGUAAAUGUCUGUCGUGAUCCUAAAAUUUGGAAGGAUUAAGAAAGAAGGGAAGAAAAUAAUGAAGAAUUAAGAGGGUAAAUGAGUUUGGUAAAGUCAGAACCUGAUUGCUUGUUUUCAUUCAUGCGCUGAACCCUAUAGUUUCUCAUUUAAUAGGGAAAGGUUGCUGGUAAACAAGGUAAUGAAGAACGUUUUAAUGAAGGAAGUAAUGGUGCUAUUGAAACAGAGAAGGGGCCUCUCUUAUUGGAUGCCACGUUAAGUCCGGAAGCAGUUGGAACUGCAGCAGAUGUGCUGGAUGAUAAUCGUUUUACUGGGAAAACUCCUGCUGCUUCAACAUCUGAUACAGAAGCUGGGGAUAUGAGUUCAGGUUGGAAGAUCGUAUGGCAUGAAGAAAGUAAUCAGUACUACUACUGGAAUAUUUCUACUGGCGAGACUUCAUGGACCGUUCCAGAAGUGUUACAGGCAGGAGGUGGGAGUGAGACUGCUAAUACUGGAGAAAAUGAGAAAGCAAUUAAUGUCGCAGAUGCCACCUACCCAAACAUUGAAAUGACUGAAGCCGGUGAAUGCAAAAUGAGGGCUGAAACGUGGGGUGCAGAUUCUUCCAAAGACCAUAAAUUUGAUCCUGAUGCUCAACAAAAUCAUCUGGAAAGUUCCCCUUUAGCGACUGUGCAGGAUCAUGUUGGUUCUCCUGGAAAUUCAGAUGGUGUACAUAUUGGUGAAGGUGAAAGUGCAAAGUCCUUCGAUUCUCCAAAGCUGGGAGAUGGUGAAAGCAAUGAGAGCAGGAAUCUUGCUUCUUGUCUGAUCAAACAAUGCGAAGAUUUAUUGGAACAAUUGAAUAGUGUGAAGGGGUCGCAAUACCUUCUGCAUGGACAUGUUGAAUUGCAUACAUUGACAGUUGAAGUUGAGAUGAGACUUGCUGAUAUGAAGUCCUUAGCCUGCUACAAGUCCUCGCUGCUUCCCUUUUGGCAACUCUCUGAAAACAGGCUUCAGCAGCUUGAAGUUAAGAUCACUGAUGUCUUGCGGCAGUUAAAAUCUGAAAAGGAGAAUGAAGUUGCCUCAGCUGACUUACUUCCUGCAAACAGUUGCCGGGAGGUUGAUGCAAACUCUAGCGAAGAGAAGUUUGUUUCUGCAUUGGGUAGCUUUCAUACUCCCGGGCCUACUGGAAUAGCUGAUUCCCAUAAUAAUCAUGAAACUCAAAAUCACCAACCUACAGGUGAUGAAAAUGUUCCAUCAGAAAGACACUUGACUGGAUAUGCUGUUUCAGGAGCGUCUGAAGAAGAUAUGGAUGUUGACAUGGAAGUUGAAGAAGCUACUCCUUCAACCUAUUUAGAUAUUUCAGUUACAACUGAGCAACUUUCUCUUCCUACUUCAACAGUAGCGGACUCAGGGAUUUCUGUCCUGGGGAAAGUUUACAGUGUUCCUCCACCACCAGAUGAAGAUUGGAUUCCUCCACCUCCUCCUGAUGAUGAACCAUUUCCUCCGCCACCACCACCUGAUGAGCCCCCUGAAAUUCCAUAUUCACAACCAUCAGAUGUGGUUACUGUACCAUCUUUUCCUUAUAUGGAACAAUAUAACGUAUAUCCUAGCUCCCACUUUCAGUAUGCUGCUCAGAUAAGCUCUGAUGUCGCAAGCGCUAAUCUAUAUUCCCCAACCGAAGGAUGUCAACCAGCAGUUUCCCAGCUCCCGUUAUUUUAUGGAACAGUACCGGCCACUUAUAACACUGCUACAUUGGGAGUGGCCCCUGCCGAUACUGGUUUAUACUAUGGCUAUCAAGGUUCAAUAACACAACCGUUGGUCCUAAACUCGAGUUCCAAUUCACAUGGAAUCGUAGAUACCCAUGGUGGUCUAGGCAGUACUUUAUUGCCGAAAGAUGAUGGGAAUCCUGUAAAAGCAUCUUUGGAGAAUUCGUCCGCUGAAGCUCCAUUGCAGUCAUCAUCCACUACUUUGCUAACUGAGAGUGCUUCUCUCUCAUCAAUUGCUACCUCCACUGCAACUAUUUCUGCCUCCACAACAGCUCCGAAAGCCCAGUCUAAGGUUACACGCAACAAAAAGCGGACGGUGGCUGUGGUUUCCUCACUGAGGUCUAACAAGAAAGUCUCCAGCUUGGUUGAUAAGUGGAAAGCUGCAAAGGAGGAACUGCAAGAACAGGAAAAAGAACCUGAAAAUGCUUUGGAGAUUCUAGAGAGGAAAAGACAACGAGAAAUAGAGGAAUGGCGCAAGCAACAAAUCGCGAGUGGUGAAGCGAAAGAUAAUGCUAACUUUCAGCCCCUUGGUGGUGAUUGGUAAUUUACUUUGUAAUACUUAGAAGUUACUAGUAGUUAGUUAUAUGAGUAAAGCGUGUUCUGUGCAUGCUCUAAACUGUUGCGAUGUGUGCUGUGCAGGCGGGAACGUGUAAAGCGUAAGCGUGCUAAACUAGCCCAGGAAUCCCAGAGCCCUUCGGAUGGUGUUUCCGAAGUGAACAAUUCCCAGCCUGAUCUUGGUGAACUUUCAAGAGGUCUUCCACAAGGGUGGCAGGUAUUCUAGCAGUUACAUAAGGAUUCUUCUUAUUACAAAUAACCAUUAAAGUUGAAUAAAUUAGCCAGUGUUUCUCAUCUAGGACUAAAGUAAAUUGGGCCGAAUUAUAAAGGUUUAGUCCUCCAAAAUUUGUAUAUUCUGAUGUCUUUUUCCUCCUGGUUUCAGGCUUUCUGGGAUGAUUCCUCAAAACAAGUGUAUUAUGGAAAUGCAUCCACCUCGGAAACAUCCUGGAUUAGACCAACAGAUUGACAACUUUAUUAUCUUAGACAUCAAAGUUGUGUAGAUGUUUUCUCUUUUUACAGCAUUUUUAAGCGAUAAAUUUUGUAAAAGAAGAUGAGCGACCCAACAGUGUAUUAGGCCUUCCAUGAAUGUGAUGCCAACUCUCUUGCGCGGUUAUGCUUUGUGAUGUCAUUUACAUGGAAAAUAUAUUGAGCCUGUUUCUUCUUCUGUACCCUAUUGCGUGAUGUCUUGGCUAUUGCAAAACUGUAAUGAUGCCAUUUUGAAUCAAAUUUCAAAUCGAAUUCAGACCAAUCAUUUUGAAUUUCACAUUCUCAAAAUCAAGUACAAAAGAUAAAAUCCAUACAGGGGCUACUGUUUACUAAAUUGGAGGUUACUUCAGCCUCUUGUAUAUCUUUGCCAGGAACGACUUCAGCACUGCUUGGACGGCUUUACUUGGAUGAGCUUCAAUCGCCUUAUUUAGCUUCUCAUAACUCUUUUUCUCGUACUCCAAGAAUUCAUCCUUAAAUCAAAAGAAGAGUCCCCGUCAUCAUCUUUAAAAUUCCGCUAAAUGCAUGAAAAAGACUUGAAACAAGAAAUUGGGUACUAUUUUCCCACAAACAUCAACUUUCAGGGUUAAGGCAUUACUGAACUUGGAAUUUGGGCGAGUAAAGUAAGCUAACAAACCUGGGUUAACACAUUAUUGAACUUAGAAUUUGGGAGAGUGAAGUAAGCUAACAGACCUGAAUCUUGAGAGUAUUGUACAGCUCUUUCACUUUAGCCACGCAAGCUGGAUCCUCUUUUCCAUAGUUGUCCUGGUGAUGUAGGUUGUCAUAUUAUCGAAUCAUACAAAUCAUAGCAGUUAAUGCAAACACGUCGAUUAUCAAACUCACAUAUAGUAGCAUCUUUUGCUCCUCGUUGCUGAGUUCCAGGGCUUUUACUACCACCCAGGAGCAUUUGAAGUCUUCGAUGUCUGUCCCAACCUGAAUGUUUAAGAAUUUUACCUCAACACUUUCUAGCUCUUCAACCAAACGCAGAAAAGAAGAGAAUCUCUUUGAAAGGCUUACCUUGCCAAUAACCUCAGGAUCACCAAAACAAUCUAGAUAGUCAUCCUAUGGAGGGAAUAAAAAAUAAUUGAGAAGCCCACCCAUUUGUCUCACAAAACGUAAUAAAAAAUAGAAUUUUAAUUUCAAAACAAAAGCCAUGAAGAUGAAAUAAAAACGUAAACAAAGUUCUGGGCAUUCAGGAAACCAAAAGAGAACCCUUUGAAAUGCACAACACCAUCCAGCAAAACUCAAAUAUCCGAUUUUCCUGCUGUAAUGAUGCUCACCUGCACCUGGAAGUAGACUCCCAUUUCAAUAAGUAUAUCUUUCACAUCAUUAUGAUUGUCCAAGUUUUCUCCAAACAUCAGAAGAGCACAAGCUAC